Fusarium verticillioides 7600 is the source of this 4569-nucleotide messenger RNA. RefSeq lists its product as hypothetical. The record is from RefSeq and is a predicted model, not a curated record. Bases 1 to 4569 code for a protein of 1522 amino acids. Lineage: Eukaryota; Fungi; Ascomycota; Sordariomycetes; Hypocreales; Nectriaceae. The transcript is spliced from 3 exons.
AUGGCUCUAGUGAUACGAGAUGUCUCCGCGCUGAAGCCGGAUAUCCGUCUGGCUCAGGCGGUAUCAGAGUUUGAAGCAGCGCUUACAGCUGAACAAAAAGUCACCUUCAGAGCCUCGCGAACCGCAGCGAUCAGCACAGCACCAACCAUGUCCGACGUCAUGCGUCUCACAGCAGAGAUGGAUCUCAAGGCCACGAGCAAGCAUGGUCGCAUACGAUGUUUUGGACCGCGAUUAACCAACAUGCUUCAAGCUAUUCAGCAGUUUGCAGCCCUGGGUGACAUCGUCGUUGGCGGGUCCCAGAACCUCAUCGCAUGUGGAGUCUGGUCCGCUGCGAGAAUGACUGUUCAUGUGAUGACCGGAUACUUGACGCAUCUAGAGAAGCUUUCAGUCCUGUUUAUGACCGUCGGCCGAAACGCACCCCGAUAUCAAGCAAUGGCUGCCAUAUAUCCGAAGUCCAAGAACCUGCAACGAUACCUCUGUGAAUACUUUAUCAUUGUCACCAAACUGUGUUAUGAACUGGUUACCUGGGUCCAAAAGCCAGCUUUGAAUCGAAUUUCAUCUUCCCUUAGAGACCCUGACAUGAAAGGCUUUCAGGCAGACCUGGAAACAUGGUCCGCAUCCAUCAAGGAAGAGGCCGAUCUCUUGCUCAGCCAACGUUUCCAAGAGGAAGCCAAAGAAAACGCGACAUUCAGAUCGAUAAUAUCGUAUCGAUCCGAAUAUAUCCAUCAUCGACAAAAGAUGGAUAGAAGCAUUCGCUUUCUGGACGCUUGCUCACAGCAUGAUUAUCGCACGACAUGGAAGCAGACGCGCAAGCGUGGGACAACUCGCACUCUACCUUCAUACAGUGAAUAUCAGAAAUGGAAGAGCACUCCGCAUGUCGGUGCUUCAAUUCUUUUCCGUGGAAAGUUGGGGGCAGGGAAAUCUGUCCUCCUCGCGAAUAUCAUCGAUGAUCUAAACCUCCUCCAAAACGCCAUUACGCUAUACUUCUUUGUGCGCCAUGACACUCCCGACUCUCUCAGCUCUAGAACCAUCUUUGGGUCUCUGGCUCGACAGCUGUUGGAAAGCUUCGUCAACGAUAGCAGGUUCGAUCACAUGUUCGCGGAGCGCUUAUCUCAACUAGACCUCGAUGAUAUCAUUGAGAUCUUCCGAAUCGUCCCAUCGCAUGGUAGACCUGUAUAUAUCGUACUCGAUGGACUCGAUGAAUGCUCCACAGAAGAACAAGAAAUUGUACUUCGCUGUCUAUCAUCCCUCAAGCCCAAUGGUUACAAGCUUUGCAUGUCAGUCAGGACUCCUACAGAAAGCUCAGUAUGGGAAGACCAGCAUUUUGAACUUGACGAGUCUAUACCAGAAGAAAAUCAGGACAUAGCCGACUUCGUGCAAGCUGAAGUCGAUCAAAGAGUGCGAAAUAAACGACUAGUUACUCUAGACCCGUUGCUGGUCCAAGACAUCAAACAGGAGCUCAUUGAUGGCGCGUGUGGAAUGUUUCUGUGGGUUGCACUACAACUUGAUUCGAUAUGUUCCGAAAUGUCUGAUAAUGCAAUACGUGAAGCAAUUCGCGACCUUCCGCGGGAUCUCACGCAAACGUAUGAACGGAACCUACUCAAGUCCAGCUCAAGCGACUGCAAGGGUUACCACAUUAGAGUUUUCAAGUUACUCGUUGGCGCUAGAGAACCUUUAAAGACAGAGCAGCUACGAGAGGCUGCCAGUGUCAAGACCGGACACACCAUUUGGAGUCAACAGCAGCAGAUCAGCAACAUCCAGGCAGCUCUGAGGUUCUGUGGCUGUCUCGUGAUGGUUGACGAAGAGGAUGAUACAGUCAGGUUCAUCCAUCACAGUGCUCGAAGUUUCUGCCUCAACUCACCUAGAAAUGCAGCAGAAUGGACCUUUACUGAGAGGGAAGCCAAUCUUGCCAUUGCUGAGACAUUGGUGACCUAUCUCAGCUACAAUAUCUUUGACACCAGGCUGUCUAAGAACGUCAUCCCUAAAAUUGAUGCCAACGGCAUGCCUGCAAAGGUUAUGUUGAGCACAAUGACAAAACGCCAGAUUGGGAGUCGCGUCACAAGCAAGCUGUUCAGAUUCAAAUCUCAACUUCAACAGAAUAUCGGCCCAACUCUCGCUGAACUUGGCCCCAGUUAUCAAGAGAGCCAUGUGCAAGAAUUCUUCUUGCUUUCAUAUGCCAAGAGUAACUGGAUUCGGCAUACUGCGCAAUUAGAGAGUCUUCCGUCGCUGCCCCAUUGGUAUCAUUUGCUGGAUCAUGCUACCUUUGGGAUCAAAAGCAAUGAUAUUGAUGAAGCUGUGCGAAAAUUUGCCGAUCAUAUCGGCAGUAGCAUAACCUUAUCCCCUUGGAACUCAUUAUUAUAUGCACACCCACGGAUGGCUUGGGCAAUUUUCAAUGGCCACAUUCUUCUUCUCAGACACGAGAUCAUCAAGUAUCGUGGAGUAAGAAAGCUACAGGCUUUUGUUACGCUUUGGCUUCUUUUAGUGAACCUUCCAGAACAUGCCCUUUUACAUCAACUAGACUAUCAUCUUGUUAGGUGGUUAUGUCUGAUGGCUAUUCGCCUAGGUACAAGUCAGCCAGUGAAGACGCUCCUUUUACGUCGGCUUUCAGCUUCUGAUGAUUGCUUUAUUGAAUUCGCUCGCGAAGCUAUACUCUCUUCUGACGCUGAAGCCUUUACCUUUUUCCUGAAUCGUUUCACGACGGAGGAUGUUCAGCAUUUCAAAAACAAUGCAUAUCUUAUAGAGUGGGCAAUAUCAUCUGGAAACGCAACAAUGCUCUAUCUUCUCGUAGGCAAAGGCCUAGCUACAGAUCCCAUCGUCAACGGGCGUGGCAUUACUCAAGCGUUGAAACUCAACGUUCCAGAUGAACUCAAGUUUCGCUUAGUAAAUGGUCUUUUUCGUACUGCUUUCGACGUAGGUACCCUUGGAGAAGACGAGCUUUAUGGAGCGAUUGCACUGUUUCGUUAUCGUACCAGCCUCCAAAACGUGUCCCAUACAUUUCGAAAGGUGUUGGCCUCGAGUAGCCGCAUAUCUAGCCGAAAAGAGGAUAUUCUUUUGCGCAUGGCAUGCAUAUGGGAACAUGAGGAAGAGACUCUAUUUCAAUUCUUAGAUACUACUGAUGCGAGUACAUUGGGAAGAGGCUGUCUAGACAUUGCACUUCGUGGUCCUUUCAAAGACCGAAGGAAACUCAUCUGGACUCUUCUUAAUUUCGGUGCUCAGGCAACUACUGAAGUAGUAGACCGAGCCUUGGAGUUACGAUAUUGGAACCUUGCAUUACAUUUCCUCACAAAGAUCAAACCUAAUUUCUCGUAUCCUUAUUUCUACUCUGCUACCACUAGCGAUUCGGUAGCUACCAUCGACUCAUUCCUCAACAAUGCUGAGCUCAAAAAGGACCUGCAUACUGACAUACCACAGCAAUGUCAGUUGCCUAUCGUGCAAACAUAUGGUUGGGCGAAAUGGCAGUUCUACUUCGGACCUCCAUUUGUUGGAGAUGGGCACUGGGGAGCGCUUGGUGCUCAAACCCGCGGCCUUACCGACAACAUACAUUCACAGCUCACCACGACGCAGGACCCCAGUAAUGCGCGGUUCUCUAGCCAAUUUAAAAACAACCGGAGCGACAUGACACUGGCUGUUGAGACAACUGUAUUCAUGACGGGUCUACAAAACCCACUACGACCCCAGACCCCGUGCUUGAGACUUAGUACCCCAAGCAGCUUCGAAGUUAUUUCCGCACUCACCAGAAGAUGGCAAUCAAUAUCGGACAGCCUUGCCUUGCUGGAUACCGACGAAAACUCCGUCAUGAUGACCCAUUAUGAGAAUUACUAUCCGAUUUGGGAUAGCAUAAGUCGAAACAAUGACUUCGGUCGCUGGUUGCUGCCAGACUCAUUCUGGGACACUCCAAAGAUUCGGCGACUCGUUGAACAGCGUAGGUAUCUGACGCGUAGAAAUGACGAAGACGCCCAUUGGGGAUUACAAAUUCUAAGCAAAUGCCUUGCUUUGUUUUCGAAUCUACCGCCUGGAUCGACCCUAGACGCCGUGGACGAGGUAGGACUAUCCUUUCCGUCGAAACCCUACGAAUGGCCACAGUUUUCAGGAAGACUCUUGUCCAACCCAACCUACAUGGCUCUCCGCAUUCAAUGGCUAAGGACUUUGGGAGUCAUGUUCAACAAAGGGCUGCUUACAAAGUGGAAUAUUACUGAGCAAUUGUUAGUAGAAAUGGGUAGUAUGGUUGAGGUCCUGCCUGGAAUGAUUGACAUGUACCCAGGGCUUGCACAUCGUCUUGACGACCAUUCCACUAUGCCUGAGACUCUCGAAGCAGCCUUUCUCGGUGCUGAGGGCAGGGAGGUUCUCGCAAGUCUGGUCCGUCAGAUUCGCAACUGGGCUAUAAAUGUUUGCUUGUGGAUUGAAACAGUGGACACAGGAAUAUUCAUGUGGUCUAUGGGUGAGAACGCUCCUCUAUCGUUCAUAAGGGCAUUCCAAUCGUUUCGCGAAGUGGGUGUCUUUGAUGAAGACAUGGAGAUGCUAGAACGAUCACUGGAUGUUGCUAGGGGGAAAGUACCAGAGCUAGAGUGA